Messenger RNA from Hevea brasiliensis (rubber tree), 813 nucleotides. Its product is annotated as probable 2' cyclic ADP-D-ribose synthase BdTIR. Lineage: Eukaryota; Viridiplantae; Streptophyta; Magnoliopsida; Malpighiales; Euphorbiaceae. The transcript has 2 exons. Gene Ontology annotation, biological process: signal transduction. The record is from RefSeq and is a predicted model, not a curated record. Bases 45 to 656 code for a protein of 203 amino acids.
CACGUAGCUAGCAAGGGAUUUUUCUGCCUCUUUUUUUAGGAACCAUGCAUCGCUCAUCCAUCGUUAAAUUCCAGCGCCAAUUUCUCACCCGAGACUCCCAAACCCGGAUGAUGAAUCGUGCUAUUAAACCUUGUGAUGUCUUCAUUAACCAUAGAGGUAUUGACACGAAACGAACAGUAGCUACGUUGCUUUACGAUCACCUUUCUAGGUUAGAACUACGUCCUUUCUUGGACAACAAGAACAUGAAACCAGGUGAUAAGUUGUUUGAGAAUAUCAAUAGAGCAAUUAGGCAAUGUAAGAUAGGUGUAGCUGUGCUCUCUCCUCGUUAUUGUGAGUCAUACUUCUGCCUUCAUGAGCUAGCUCUUAUAAUGGAAUCCAAGAAGAAGGUUAUUCCUAUCUUCUGUGACAUUAAACCCUCGCAACUUCGCAUUGUAAACAAGGGACUGUGCUCCGCAGAGGAAAUACAGAGGUUUAAUUGGGCGCUUGAAGAGACUAAGUACACCGUAGGGCUUACGUUCGACUCCUUGAAAGGGAACUGGUCGGAAGUGGUUACAAGUGCAUCGGAUAUUGUCAUCAGAAGCUUAAUUGAGAUGGAGAAUGAAAGGCAAACUUAUGGCAGAAAGAUUCCCAGCAUCCUACCUCCUAUGGCAUAUUAAUCCAAAACCUUCAUCUUCUUGUUUCCUGGCUUCAAUUAUUUGUUGGAUUCCUGUUAAUAAAUUGUAAAAUGAUCAAUUCGUUUAUUAUUUUUAUUUUUUUUUCACCCUCAGUGAAUUUUACUUGCUUACAGCUUAUGCUUCGUAAUAAAAAUAUCCA